This is a messenger RNA of Aedes aegypti (yellow fever mosquito), 2408 nucleotides long. RefSeq names its product F-box-like/WD repeat-containing protein TBL1XR1 (gene ebi). Gene Ontology annotation, cellular component: histone deacetylase complex. Lineage: Eukaryota; Metazoa; Arthropoda; Insecta; Diptera; Culicidae. The record is from RefSeq and is a predicted model, not a curated record. The coding region runs from base 255 to 1796 and encodes 513 amino acids. Gene Ontology annotation, molecular function: transcription corepressor activity; protein binding. Gene Ontology annotation, biological process: regulation of transcription by RNA polymerase II. The transcript is spliced from 4 exons.
UUACCUCCGCACAGAACAUCAGAAGAGCAGAAAAGCAAAACAUCCAUUAUUUUUUCCUGAAACAGUUCUCGAUUAGUUUUAUUGUGCAAAAAAGCUACAAAAGUGUACUCGAUUAGCAUAAAUCGGAAGCUUAGAAGUUGUACUGGUAAAUGCUGGGGACGUUUGGAGCGAGGCGCAAGAGAUUGCAGUGAAAAUCGUCGGGGGAAAUCACUUUGUGCAUAAACUCAAACUGCAGCGAAAGGGAAGACGGCGAGAUGAGCUUCUCGAGUGAUGAAGUGAAUUUUCUUGUUUACCGCUACCUCCAGGAGUCAGGUUUUUCACAUUCGGCGUAUACAUUCGGGAUUGAAUCGCACAUUUCUCAGAGUAACAUCAAUGGAGCGCUUGUUCCACCCGCUGCUCUCCUCAGUAUUUUGCAGAAAGGCCUCCAGUAUACGGAAGCCGAGAUAAGCAUCGGUGAAGAUGGGACUGAGCAGCGUUUGGUCGAGAGUUUGAGUUUGAUCGAUGCCGUAAUGCCGGAAGUGGUUGCAAUUCGACAAAACUUGCAAAACCAACAGAAACAAACAAUUAAAACCGAAACGACUGAAACAAAUGGUACCACAAGUACCAGCACUACGGAAGAAACUUCGGUGGCCCAAACGACCACGUCCACAACAACGACGACCACUUCCGCAUCUACACCGGCUCCGGCUGACAGCAUGGAAGUGGAUCAGAGCAUUGAGAUUCCUGCAUCGAAAGCUACCGUUCUCAGGGGACAUGAAAGUGAGGUGUUCAUAUGUGCUUGGAAUCCAAGCACGGAUCUGCUGGCCAGUGGCUCUGGAGAUAGCACUGCGCGAAUUUGGGACAUGUCAGACAACUCCACAAACCCCAAUCAGUUGGUCCUGAGACACUGCAUUCAAAAAGGUGGAACGGAAGUGCCAAGCAACAAAGAUGUCACUUCCCUCGAUUGGAAUUGCGAUGGAACUUUGCUGGCCACCGGAUCGUACGAUGGCUAUGCCCGCAUCUGGCGCACGGAUGGAUUGUUGGCGAGCACCCUGGGACAGCACAAGGGUCCGAUUUUCGCUCUCAAGUGGAACAAACGAGGAAACUAUAUCCUAUCGGCCGGUGUCGAUAAAACUACCAUCAUCUGGGAUGCGGCUACCGGCCAAUGCACGCAGCAGUUCAGUUUCCACUCGGCUCCCGCGCUGGAUGUCGACUGGCAGUCGAAUCAAUCGUUUGCGAGCUGCAGCACGGAUCAAUGCAUUCACGUGUGUAAAUUGGGUGUUGACAAGCCGAUCAAAUCAUUCCAAGGACACACGAACGAAGUGAAUGCCAUCAAAUGGGAUCCUCAAGGACAGCUGCUGGCAUCGUGUUCGGACGAUAUGACCUUGAAGAUUUGGUCCAUGAAGCAGGACACUUGCGUUCACGAUCUACAGGCUCACUCGAAGGAAAUCUACACCAUCAAAUGGUCCCCUACCGGAACCGGUACCAACAACCCUAACAUGAAUCUAAUACUAGCCAGCGCUUCGUUUGACUCUACCGUUCGUCUGUGGGAUGUGGAACGAGGCCAAUGCAUCCACACGCUGACGAAGCACACCGAACCGGUUUACUCGGUGGCAUUUAGUCCGGACGGUAAGUUCCUCGCGUCCGGCAGUUUCGAUAAAUGUGUUCACAUCUGGAGCACGCAGAGCGGUCAACUGGUACAUAGCUAUAAAGGUACCGGCGGUAUAUUCGAGGUAUGCUGGAACUCACGGGGCAGCAAGGUCGGCGCCAGUGCCAGUGACGGAAGUGUGUUCGUUUUGGAUCUCCGGAAGUUAUGAGCGGGACCGACAACCGCUGCUGAGAAGAAAGCCAACUCCAGUAAUUCUUGAAUUACUCCCAAGUAACGUUGUCAAGCAGCGGACAAGGAAAAAAAAAAGAAUAAUCAACUCGCUGACAGGCUUCAACAAUUAUAAAAUUCGGUUUGAAACACAUUGAUUAAGGGCAUAAGUUCUAAGAAAAAUUUGUAGUGAGACGUUGUGAAAGUAUUGUCUGUUUUUAUCUCAGACUAGAUAUUGCGCGCUAGGAAUAGAGUGCAGCAUUUUAAGAAUAGAUUAUGGCAUGAAAGUUUAGAUCCCGCUGUGUAGUUCUUUGGCAUAAGCUACCCACUAAAAACGAAAAACUGCAUAAAAACUAUAUUCUCAACAACAAUUCCUGGCUUCCAAAAUCCAGUUUAAAAUCUCAAAAUUUAACCACGUUGUCCAAAUUAAGAACAAAAAUUACAUAUUCGUCAAUCAAAAAUAUAAACCGCAUGCAACGUAUUCAAGAAAGUGUAAGCUGUUCAAAUAUGUGAAAAUAUCAGCAGUUUUUUCAUCGAUGGUCGCCGAGUAGUGUUUAACGCAAUACAUUCUGAAGAUAUAGGCAUAAUAAACAUAACAUUAUUUUAGACACAC